This is a messenger RNA of Patiria miniata (bat star), 3927 nucleotides long. Its product is annotated as protein CFAP20DC-like. Lineage: Eukaryota; Metazoa; Echinodermata; Asteroidea; Valvatida; Asterinidae. The transcript is spliced from 21 exons. Bases 371 to 3367 code for a protein of 998 amino acids. The record is from RefSeq and is a predicted model, not a curated record.
GAAAAUUUGUUUCAAAAUGGCCGAUUGAGCUGCACGGAGACGGUGUAAACAAGACAAGUCCAACGCUAGCGCUCACUAAAUAACUCAUUUCUAGAUCUACAACAGGUUAACGAAGUUCAGGUGAACUGUUAAUGCCAUGGUAGGCUUAAAGAUUUGUUUUUAAGUUGGCGAUUGUGGUAAAAACGUAUCCAAGUAGGAGUGUGACUGAGGCGCAUAGCAUUAGCAGCCCUGCUAGAUUUCAAGCAGCCAUGAGCCAAGAUCAUGGCCCAGGCCCACGAGGUUCAUAAACAUGCACAUGUGAAGAAUAGACUGCAGGUACAUUAGUAUAGAUCUCUGAGUUCUAUCUGAGUAGCUGAGUCGACCUGCUGCCAUGUUUAAGAGUGAAUUUCAGGGUGGGGCAUAUGUAGAGGUCUUCAGUUGUCAAGGCAAGGAACCAUUAGCCAAAUGGAAACUGACUGGUGCAGCGUCCAUACACAAGGUCUACGAAAAAGAAGCCAAGAGUUUUGUGCAUGUUUUGGAGGGUGCGGGGACCAGCACUAAGAUACAGCUGCCUAAGGAUGUCAAGCAGACUUUGGCCUUGGUCCAGCGAUUUCUGGUGCUCCAAGUCUUCGUUCCCCUUGGCCAGGAUUUCUCCAUUGAACUUGGUGUGAGCGACAUGGGCAACAACAAGCGACGGUUGUUGUUCUCAACGGCUCAGAAGGAAAUCGCAGCCACACCACUGCAUGCCAAGAUCCCACUGACUGUCGUGAGGAGAGCCAUGUGGCUGAACCUAUGCAUUGACCUGGUCUCCAUGGUCAGUGAGGCGUUUCGAUUGCAGACCUACAAGUCCUUAGACAGCCUCAUCGUCUGCGCCAGCUGCCACCUGCGUAAGGUAUUCACCAUGAAGACCCAGCCACCGGACGAUACGGAUGAUGAUGAUCAGUACGACUGCAACCCACCCACCAACAACAUGGAGCUAGACAGCAUCCCCAGAUCUUGCCAGUUCAGCGCCGACGUGUCGUGUCAGACGCAGGUCCUCAACAUGAACAAACUCAGGCACGCCGAGUUCAAGCUCAAACCAGACAGCAGGCCUGGCUCCUCAACGGAACCAUUGGAUCUGAACUCCAGCAUGAAGGGACGUAGGAACCGGCCUACGCACAUAGCCUUUGGCAGCAAAGUGCCUGUGCCUGCCAUAGGGGCCGGCAAGAAACCAGCGUCGGCUGGCAGUCAGAGAGAGGGCAGUGAGAGUGCCAGCAGUAGAAGCAGUCGGUCCUCCCAUUCCAGAGCACUGAAACAAGAAGGAGAUCCACUAGUGAGCGACAGGAGCGUAUCCGCUAAGAAGGAAGUGGAUAGGUUAACUGUGCACUCGGGCAGCCGUCAGCGACAAGCCUCCGACCCAGGCACUGAGGUAGCUGAUUUAGAAUCAAGGGUGGACAAAGGGACACUCAAAGGCAGCAACACUUGGUCCGCCGGCUUGGAGGCCAGCAAAGAAGACAACUUUGUCCAGCCCCAUCCGCCCCGCCAGAAAUCCGGCGACAAGUCGCGCCGCGUGGUCAAGGUGCGACCAAACAGCGGCAAGCGGGAGCGAGGGGACAGCAUGUCGGCCGGCAGCGACACCAGCACGUCGGGUCGCAGCGGCCACUACGACAGAAGCCGUUACGCGGAUAAUGGUGGCAGCGGCGCGCAGAGGAGAGACUCCGAAGAGUCCAGCGACGCGGACCGACCGAGCCGGGUGUCAGAUGCGGCUAUCUUGAAGUACGCGUCUUCUCGGAUUAAGGCAGGCGCUGAUGUAAAUGUAAACGGGGACGAGAGCAAAGGCUCAGAGAAGCCCAUGAAUAAAAACGGCAACCACCAAGGGGUGCGACCAACCGUGGACAGCCUCUCAGAAAGCGACGAGCUGGCCGGCAGGAGUAACCAGAAAGGGCGGACCCAGCGUCGCAAAAAGAAGGCGGAUCGUCCCCCGCCGCUGAGCCGCAUGGACAGCCUGUCGGAGAGCGAGGAAGGCCAGAGGCAGCGUGGGAAGGGGCGGAGUCACGGCGACAGAGGGGAAGGAGGAGGGGGCGUGGCUAGGAGUGGGAGGCCAGAAAAGAGGGAGGGUGGAGGAUCAUCUCGGAUGGAACAGUUGUCAGAUAUUUCAACCACCACGGAUUCUGGAGUCACAGACUUGCAUUCAGCGGCAACGUCAAGAGGUGCAGAGGAGUCCAGGGACCAGACCAGACCCAAACCGCCUAAUACAUCAAGACACGGCAACAAGCAGUCAAGGGCAGAGGGGAAUAAGUCCUCCAACGAUCCCCUGGCCAAAGGCAAUGGGAAGAUCUAUACCUUCACCUCCCCACCCAGAUCAGCCCCGCUCAGACCCAUCGAGAGAAGCAGACAUCUGGAGCCCAAGAAACUACAGUUACAAAAGAUCUCGGAGGGCCCACCCCGGAUUUCACCUACGCCCCCACCAGCGGACGAUGACCGCCCCUCCCCCCGCAACUCAUCACCAUCGGACCGUCUCAACGGAGAAGGCGGCAGGACUCGGUAUAAUGCCAUCUUCAGGAGAACGCCCAGCCCCAGACAGAUACGCUCGCUUCAGCUGAGCUCAUCAGGAGAAUUCUCAGAUCACAAGCGUAAUGACGUGGACUCCCCAAAGCCCACGGCAAGCAUGUCCCCGCAACAGACCAGGAAGUCACUACUCACGGCCAGCGCCCUGCAGUCUCACUCGCGGGCAUCGGCCGCCUCGCCGGCCCGGGGUUCCUUGUCCAGACUCAGCAUCCACUCCAAGAAACUCCGAGAGAUUCCCAAGGAUGAUCCAAGAUUGUCUGAUGACUAUGACUGGAUGAAGUACCAAUCCAACAACUCCUCCUUAGCCUCCUCCCUGGAGGCCAACAUGCUGGCUAGUCUCCGUCGUCAGCAGCUGGAGGAGAUGUACGAGGAAGACCCUAACGAUGAGCGGCAGCAAGCCAAUAACAGCUUCGACAUCCAUAACUAUGGCGACGAUGACCUGAGCAGCUCCAGCGACGACACGGCUACCACUUACAGCACCUUCAAGCCGCCGGAUGCCCUACAGAAGGCUCACCGCUACCAAGAUGAGAUGCAUUUCCCAUCCAAUACGAACCCACUCACGCAGUCCAACCCAAGGGACUGGUCCAAUCUGUUCAGCCCGCCCAUCGUACUGCCCAGUGAGAAGAUCAAAGCAGAUCAUGAGGCAGCGAUACUAUCGCCAGGCAAAGACAUGCCCACAGCUUUCCGAACAGACAAGGCCAGGACCAAGUCCACCAGUAGUGAUGACCCGGGCAGGGCGUUCACAGAGAGCGAAGAGGAUGAAGAGCUGGACUUGCUGUAUGAUCCCUGCUUGAACUGCUACUACGAUCCGAGGACGGGCAAAUAUUACGAGCUCAAAUGAGCAGUGUUGUAGUAGUUUUACUGGUACUCGAGUACAUUUCUGGUACUUAUAUUACAUUCAUGAGAAUGUACUCGUACUCGUAGUCACACACACAAAAAUAGCUGUACUGUUACUCAAACUUGUACUCAUGGCAAAGUUCUCGUACCAUACUCUUGAAAAUAUUUUCCUGUAGGAAUUUUAACAUUUUUCAGAGAAGUAGUUAGGAAUUUUAGGAGUAAGAAAAAAACUUGCUCAAAGCGAAGGUCGGGCUACUCAUACUGGUACUCAUGGCAAAGUUCUCGUACAAUACUCUUGAAAAUAUUUUCCUGCAGGAAUUUUCCCAUUUUUCAGAGAAAUAGGCAUUUUAGGAGUAAGAAAAAUACUUGCUCAAAGCAAAGGUCGGGCUACACAUACUGGUACUCAUGGCAAAGUUCUCGUACCAUACUCUUGAAAAUAUUUUCCUGCAGGAAUGUUAACAUUUUUCAGAGAAAUAGUUAGGAAUUUUAGGAGUAAGAAAAAAACUUGCUCAAAGCGAAGGUCGGGCUACGCCCAAUACCCUGAGAAAUGGUGAUGUUGGGGGG